Molecule: messenger RNA, 1104 nt
Organism: Suillus plorans
Lineage: Eukaryota; Fungi; Basidiomycota; Agaricomycetes; Boletales; Suillaceae
Product: protein arginine N-methyltransferase
Exons: 9
Coding region: 1-1104 (367 amino acids)
Biological process (GO): peptidyl-arginine methylation
Cellular component (GO): nucleus
Molecular function (GO): protein-arginine N-methyltransferase activity
Source: RefSeq, a predicted model, not a curated record
AUGGAAAGUGCAGGACCAUCGACCCACCAUAUCGCCUCCGAUGUUACAUCGACCCACCAUAUCGCCCCCGAUGUUACAUCGGACUCGAUGACCUCCAGAGACUAUUAUGCGGAUUCAUACGCGCAUUUUGGUAUUCACGAGGAAAUGCUCAAGGACACUGUCCGGACAGGAUCAUAUCGUUCUGCGAUCAUGAACAACGGUCACCUUUUCAAGGGUAAAACAGUCCUAGAUGUUGGUUGCGGAACUGGUAUCUUGAGUAUGUUCGCUGCAAAAGCGGGUGCUUCACAUGUAGUUGGUAUCGACAUGUCGAAUAUCAUCGAUCAAGCUCAAAAGAUCAUAGAAGCCAACGGCUUUAAAGACACAAUUACCCUCGUCAAGGGAAAACUCGAGGAAGCCGAGCUUCCUAUCGAUAAGUUCGAUAUCAUCAUUUCAGAGUGGAUGGGUUAUUUCCUUCUCUACGAAUCUAUGUUGGACACGGUCUUGCUUGCAAGAGACAAAUACCUCAAGCCGGAAGGACUGAUAUUCCCGGACACCGCAAAAUUACUUUUUGCUGCCAUUGAAGAUCAGGACUACAAAGAGGAGAAGAUCAACUUUUGGGAUAAUGUGUAUGGCUUCGACUACUCGUGUAUCAAAGACAUCGCGCUCCGCGAACCUUUGGUGGAUACCGUUGAACUGAAAGCGGUCGUAACCGAUCCCUAUGUCAUCAAAGAAAUCAACCUCUUGACAGCAACAAAAGAGGACCUGACUUUCACAGCACCCUUUAACCUUGUUGCUACACGUGAUGACUAUAUCCAUGCAUUCCUUGCUUGGUUCGACAUCGUCUUCGAUUGCACACAUAAGAAAGUCAAGUUUUCAACUGGUCCUCAUGCGCAAUACACGCACUGGAAGCAAACAGUGUUCUAUACCCCCGAGACAAUCACUAUCAAAAGAGGGCAGGAAAUUACUGGCAGUCUCGCUUGCGCGCCGAACGCUCGGAAUAACCGCGAUCUUGACAUUUCCAUUACGUAUGCAGUCGGGGACGAGGAGGAGGAGACAAUAGUCGAUUACAAAAUGUGCGUGAUUUUGUAUUCUUGCCGCAUCCCUUUUCUCCUCCAGUCCGAUUGA